Lodderomyces pseudojiufengensis is the source of this 1905-nucleotide messenger RNA. RefSeq lists its product as uncharacterized. NCBI's taxonomy places the organism in Eukaryota, Fungi, Ascomycota, Pichiomycetes, Serinales, Debaryomycetaceae. The coding region runs from base 1 to 1905 and encodes 634 amino acids. The record is from RefSeq and is a predicted model, not a curated record. The transcript has a single exon.
AUGCAAAACAUAAUAAAGAAUGGAGUCGCGAAGAGGCGGUUGAUACAGAAUUGUCAAAGAUCAUAUACAACUUAUAGCAUACCAUUAAAUGAACCUACUACAGCCACAACUACAACUACCAAUGUAAACUCAAAAUCAAAUUCGAUUAUACAGUCAAAUUCAUCAACUAUAAAUGAAAUACUAUCGAAUCUACCUUCCAAAAACCUUAUUGAUUCUUAUAGAUUAAGCUCAGUGUUUGCUUCGAAUAUACGAGAUACAAAAGAAAAACAAAUCAAGCAUCAACUAAUAAUAUUAGCAGAACAAAAAAAUAUCAAUAAAUUAAGUCAAUUACUUGAAACUUGGUCUGCUAAUGAUUUAAAUGGAAUGAUAGAAACAUUAGGUCGGGACUUGAUUUCAGAAUAUUUGAAUCUUAUAAUACAUGAAAAUAAAAAUGAAGUAAUUACUCAAUACACUAGUGUACCAAUCAACAAAUCCGCUAGAUCAUUAAGACUUUCUGAUAAAUUAAAUAAAUCUGGAUUUCAUAUGAAUAGUCAAUUGACAAAACAAGUAAGAAAUAUUUAUAAAAAUAUCAUAUAUUCAAAUAAAAGGGAAAGUCUAUAUGGAAAAGAAAAGAGAAAUGAUAUAUACAAUAGUCAAUGUUUGACAGGAUAUAGGUUAACUACCAAAGAUUUCACAAAUUUAAUGGAAUUAGAAUUAAGUAAUUUAAAACUAGAUCUAGCAUCAAGGUGGUUUAGAUUAUUUAGAAUGUAUAAUGAAAAUUGGCAAGAUUUAAUGACACCAGAAAUGUGGAAAUUAGCAUUUAAAAUUGAUGGAUAUGGAGAUAAUAGAAUAUGGACUUUAAAAGGUUCAGAUUUAUCAAAUUAUUAUAAAUAUAUUUUAAGAGGUAGAUUUGAACCUUCAAUGGAAUUAUCAAUAAAAUAUUUACAAGAUCAAAUUGAAGAUUUUGAUUUAGAAAUGCAUUCUAUUGUUAUUCAUCAUUUAGCAUAUAAAGGACAAAUAGACGUAUUAAAAAAAUAUGUUGAAAGUAUUUGGGGUAUUAAUAGUGAAGGAAAUUUGGUUGCUGAAGAGAACAAAUUAAAUACGAAUCAUCAUUUGUAUCCUGAUCUUAAAUUUUUGACCGCAUUAUUUGCAUCAUUGGCAUUUAAUGGUGAUUUUUUUCUGGGUAUUAAAUAUAUUAAUAAUUUUCAAACAGUUUAUGAUGAAAUAAUCGAAUCUGAUAGUGGUAAAAAAGUAUUUUGGGAACAAGUUUUUAAAUGGGCAGAUAUUUCAACAAUGUUUGAAGAAGAAAAAGCUUUAAGAUUUUUUUUAAAUAAAAGUAAUUAUUCAAGAGGUAAUGAUAUAAAAUUAGAAGAUGCUAAAAAUGAUGUUAAUUUUGAUUAUGAAGGUUAUUUACAAUUUAUUGAAAAAUUAAGAAAUGAAAGAUAUAAUACAUUUGAUCAAAUCUGGAAAAUAAUUCAAAAAGAUCCCCCAAUAAGUUAUUCAAGUUUUAUAUAUAAAGUAUAUUUGGAUAUAUUAAAAGAACAAAAUGAUGAACUGAGGAUAUUUGAUUAUUUGAAUAGAUUAUUAUUUGAAUAUGAGAGACAUCAUGUGGAUGGGGAUUCAUUUACAAAAAGAUCAGGAAUGGGGUUUGUACCAACUAAUGAUAAAGAAUUAGCUAUAGAAGUAUUAUAUUUGGAAGCUAUGAAAUAUCUUAUAGACUUGAAAGGAGAGAAUACUUAUAUAGGACAAAUAUUCCCACUAAUUGAAAAAUAUAGUAUUGACAAAUCAAUGAAACAUAAUUUAAAAACUUGGGUUAGAAAAGAAAGACUUAACAAGUAUAGAAAAAUUUUAGAAGGAAAGAGAGAAAAAUUCAUGAAUGAUUUAGCUAAUGAUGAUGAUAAUGAAUCACUUUUAGAAUUAAUGUAA